This is a messenger RNA of Branchiostoma floridae (Florida lancelet), 1386 nucleotides long. Its product is annotated as galactose-3-O-sulfotransferase 2-like. Gene Ontology annotation, molecular function: galactosylceramide sulfotransferase activity. The transcript has 5 exons. The coding region runs from base 1 to 1386 and encodes 461 amino acids. Gene Ontology annotation, biological process: glycolipid biosynthetic process. Gene Ontology annotation, cellular component: membrane. NCBI's taxonomy places the organism in Eukaryota, Metazoa, Chordata, Leptocardii, Amphioxiformes, Branchiostomatidae. The record is from RefSeq and is a predicted model, not a curated record.
AUGACAGACGGCCCGCUCGCGGCAAUGUUCGAUCUGCAGCGGCUGCAGCUAGCCGAUGUUCCGGAGGAGGAGGAGGGGGGUUGGGACCCAGCCGUCCGGACGGAAUCCUUCAUGGCGGAACUACCGCCUCACGAAUUGACAGAUGAGGCUGUUAGCACGGAGCGACGGGAGUGCGAGGUGGUCGCUCCGGACCUGUGUGGCCCUGUUCCUGGUCCUGUCAUGCCUGAGUUGCGGAGUGAUGCUGUACAGGGCAGCGGUGAUGAGGGAAGGGGUGGAGACUGGCGAAGAUGCUCCCCCCGCACGAACAUUGUGUUCAUCAAAGUGCACAAAGCGGGCUCCACCACCAUCACCUGCAUCCUGCAGCGGUUCGGCUUCGAGCACAACCUCACCUUCAUGUUACCCAGGAACCACAAGAGCGACUUGGGCUGGCCAAACCUCCUCAAGGUGGAAGACUACAUCCCCUCGGCAGACGGCAUGUUUAACCUGGUGGUGGAUCACACCGUGUACAACCGGCCGCUGAUGGAGGGGCUCAUGCCCGACAACACCGUCUACGUCACGGUGUUACGUCAUCCUCUGGCACAGAUCAAGUCCGUCUUCAACUGGUACAAGGUCAAGUCGGAGUACGGGAUCCACCAGCCCGAUCCCCUCGGCGCGUUCCUUAAGGAUCCAGACCGGUACGAGGUUCCUUACGUCAUCAGCAGGCAUCACAGACAGCCGCACUCCUUCACUAAGAACUUCAUGGCGUUCGACCUGGGGUUCCCGCUAGGCCUGUCGGGGCGCAGGAAAAGCGCGAAGAAUUUUGUGCGAAAGAUCGACAGAGAAGUCGAUUUCGUCCUGAUCCUGGAGCAUCUGAACGAGUCUCUGGUGAUGCUCCGCCGGCGGCUUUGCUGGACAACUAAAGACAUCCUUUACGACCUGACGCCACGAAACCUUAAAUCCUACCCCGAAAAGUUCGCUUCUUCGCUAAAAAGCCUAGAGCAAAGGCACAGGAACUGGAGCAACGUUGACUACGAGCUGUACGAAAACUUUAACCGGUCGCUAUGGGAACGGAUUGCAAAGCAGGGACCUGAUUUCGCAGAGGAAGUUCGUAGCUUCCGGCAUGUCGUUUCUACAGUAGCAGCGUACUGUGAUGCUGCCAUCUCUGGUCACGGAGCUGAUGGACACGAACUGUUGGUGGAACGGUCCAGAUGGUCCGAGGCCUUCACCGUGGAUCACGCGUUCUGCACGAAGCUGCGGAUGCAAUGGCAGGACUGGUACCACGUGCUGAAGAAAGCGCACAGACUUCCGCCCGGUGUGUCCAACGAGACGAGAGACACUAUAGGUUACCCGGGCCUGCUGACCAUCACCAAACAGCAGGUAGAACAGAUCUUCGGGAUCAAACCUUAG